Molecule: messenger RNA, 1874 nt
Organism: Neopsephotus bourkii (Bourke's parrot)
Lineage: Eukaryota; Metazoa; Chordata; Aves; Psittaciformes; Psittacidae
Gene: CCSAP
Product: centriole, cilia and spindle associated protein
Exons: 3
Coding region: 17-808 (263 amino acids)
Biological process (GO): regulation of mitotic spindle assembly
Cellular component (GO): ciliary basal body; cytoskeleton; spindle
Molecular function (GO): microtubule binding
Source: RefSeq, a predicted model, not a curated record
CGUUCGCGGCUCCGCCAUGGUGGUGCCGGCGCGGCGCGUGAAGACCGAGUACAUGAAGCGCUUCAAGGAGCCCAAGUGGGAGUCGUGCGGCGCCUGCUACCUGGAGCUGCUGCGCUACCGCCUCAGCCGCCGCCUCCUGGAGCAGGCGCACCGGCCCUGGCUGUGGGACGGCUGGGAGGACGACAGUGGCAGCGGCGGCGGCAGCAGCACUGCCGGAUCCCCCUCGCCGCCGGCCGCCAGCAGCCCCGCGGCCGCGCAGGAGGAGGAGGCGGCGGCGGCACCUGCAGCACCACCGGCACCGAGUGAGGCGGGACGGGCCAGCCCCGUUCGGGAGCGGGGUAAUGGCGGUGAGUGUUUGGGGAGGGAAAGAGAAGAAAAGCAGAAGGAAGAGCAAGAAAAAACUGUAGAACACCCUUCUGUAAAGGAAGCAGACAAAACCAGCCGUCCAGGACGACGUCCAAGUCAAAGUGCCUUGUCCAGUCGGAAUGAUCGAAGAUCAGCCAAAAGCCCUCAAAAGACAGAUGCACCAAAGGAGAAUAAACAUCCAUUUGCUCUGUAUGGGUGGGGAGAAAGACAGACAGAUACUGGAAGCCAGAAAACUCACAAUGUUUGUGCUUCUGCUUCAGCAAAUGAAAUUCAUGAAUCUGCUCUCCGAGCAAAGAACAGGAGGCAAGUGGAGAAAAGGAAGCUCUCUCAGAGGCGGGUACGAUCAGCAGAAGCAGAGAAAGCCUGGCGAAUAAAGCCCGCCCCUCCAGAUAACCCUUGGAUGACAGAGUACAUGAGAUGCUACUCAGCAAGAGCUCUGUGAAUCUGGAUUCACUUAGGCAUCUUCAAAAGAAGUUAUGCAUAUCAGGACACUGGUGCAAGGAACCAAACUACUUAUGCAAGGUUUUUAUAGGGAGUUUCCAGCUGUUAAAGUAUUUGCUAUGAUGUUUUUAUCUUGGCUACCUACCUCACAGUGGGGUGCAUUGUUGGAGCCAUAAUAUUUGAAGAGGCUUUUAGAUAGAGCUACCCAAACUUUUAACCAAUUCCCCUUUUGGGGAAUUUUUCUGAUGCUUCAGUUGACUCGUUUUUUGGGGUGGAAGGGGAGCUUCAGCAUACAGGGAGUCAAACACUCUUUUGAGCUUGGUUACAAAUAACCUAUUGUCCCUUAUUUUUAAAAGUUCAAGUUGCAGGGAAGUGGUGCUGGGGAAAGACUUGAAAGGUGUGAUGGAGGUGCCUUUGCAUUUAUAGUACUAUUUGAUUUAAUACUUCUACCAAAAUAAGCAUAUUAAGACAGGUAACAGGAAAGCCAGUGGGUCUGGUAAAAAGCACUAAUAAAUGUCCAUGCUUUAGGCAGGCAAAUACUAAGUAUUGUCUGUACACAGAAACUUUCAGAAAAACCUUGUUUGAUUAGUGGAUCUGCUGACUCUUACUGCUGUUUCUAAGGUCAUUAGAAUAAACUACUAAUUUUCAGGGUAAGAAACAGCUACAGGAUUGUUCUGCUGUUGCUGUGCCUGUUGUACCAAAUAAUGGAUGUAGACAAUCAUGAUCUGCUAGCUGCUGCUCAAUAAGCAGUUGCUUGUUCUACCAGUAUGAAGUUGUACCACUGUAUAAGCUCAUGGUUACACUUACUCUGUGCUUAAUUAUGUAAAUGUGUUUAUUGAAGGAGAGGGCUGGCUCCUGUCUAGUGAAGUCUAUUUUUAACACUUAGAGUACCUAUUAUGCUCAGUGGGGACCAGAGUGCAAUAUGCAUUCCAUUUGGUGGCAUUGUACAAGUAUACUGUUAGAGGUUUUAAACUUGAGGAUUGCGUGGAUAAGGCUUGCAGAUGAAGUCCUGAGUGGCUUUCUGCCUCUCAAAAUUGGUGUGGAAGCCCUUGCUAUAGGGGUGAGAG